Molecule: messenger RNA, 2534 nt
Organism: Phymastichus coffea
Lineage: Eukaryota; Metazoa; Arthropoda; Insecta; Hymenoptera; Eulophidae
Gene: Spg7
Product: paraplegin
Exons: 10
Coding region: 204-2534 (776 amino acids)
Biological process (GO): protein-containing complex assembly; mitochondrial protein processing
Cellular component (GO): m-AAA complex; membrane
Molecular function (GO): ATP hydrolysis activity; ATP-dependent peptidase activity; ATP binding
Source: RefSeq, a predicted model, not a curated record
GCGUCUCAUCGAUUGCACUCUUUAUCGUAAGCUGCUGCAAAUAUUUAAAAAUUUCAACAUUACGAAAAACGGAGUAGUAAGAUCUCGAAAAUAGAGCGUUAAUCAUGUGUAGUUUCUAACCUUCAAAAUAAAGAUUAUGUUAUGUAUUGCAAUUGAGGAAGUAAAGACUGCAACAGAAAAGCAUACUUAUUGAAUUUUCAUAAAUGCAGAAUGCUUUUGUGAACUCGAGUCGAAACAUGUUUCGAACAAAAACGAACCAACUAAAUUGUCUGCAACGACGCAUAUUACGAAAUGACGAAAUCUUUGAAAGAUGUAUCAAUCAGAAUCAACUACACAGAUUAAUUGGAUCUUUGCCCCAUAAUACUUUGCGACAAAUAAAAAAAGAAUGCAAAGCUGUGCAAUCAAUGUUCUUACGCAGUGGAAUCAACACAAGCAAUCUGCCAAAAAUAUACCAUAGGUUUCUGAGUACUACUUCAACUAGAUUCAAUCAGAAUGUUAAUCCUAACGAUCCAAAUCAAGAUAAAGACAAGAAAAAGCAGGAUAGAGAAAAACUAAAAACUUACGUUAUAAAAUUAAGUGUUCUUACAAUGGUGACUUACAUGAUUAUGAUUUAUUUACUUGGUCUUUAUUUUGGUCAAGCUUUUAAUAGAGAAAAUUCAGAUAGUAUCUCCAGAUUUGUUGGAUGGAAUGAAUUUGUAUAUCAAAUGUUAGCGAAAGGAGAAGUCAAAGAAUUAAUUGUCAGACCAGAUUUAGAUACGGUGACUAUUAUAUUGCAUGAUGGUGCUGUAGUUAAAGGACGAAAAAGUGUACAUAGAGUAUAUCAAAUGAAAUUACCUAAUAUCACAAAAUUGGAAGAAAAAGUACGUGAGGCAGAAACAUCUUUAGGCAUAAAGCCUGAAAUGGGUAUUCCAAUUAUCUAUGAAAGAUCAGAUGCAACAUUACUACAGUUGUUAUUAACAACUAUGCUUGUAUUAGGAUUCUUCACUUUGAUUUAUCGAGCAUCUGGCUUCAAAGGAAUGACUACUAACAUGUUCUCUCAAAUGACUCGAGCUAAAUUCACAUUAGUUGAUCCUCUGACAGGAAUUGGCAAAGGAGUUCGAUUUUCAGAUGUAGCUGGCUUACACGAGGCUAAAACUGAGGUAAUGGAAUUUGUUGAUUACCUCAAGAACCCUGAUAGGUACAAAACAUUAGGAGCCAAAGUUCCACGAGGUGCCUUAUUAUUGGGUCCGCCAGGAUGUGGAAAAACUCUUCUUGCUAAAGCUGUUGCAACAGAAGCAAAUGUUCCAUUUUUAUCAAUGAAUGGCUCCGAAUUUAUUGAAAUGAUUGGCGGACUUGGUGCCGCUCGAGUUCGAGAUCUCUUCAAAGAGGGCAAAAAACGAGCUCCAAGUAUAAUCUACAUCGACGAAAUCGAUGCCAUAGGUAAAAAGCGUUCGGAGUCCAGCAGCGCGACUAAUACAAAUAGCGAGGGCGAACAAACGUUGAAUCAACUUCUAACUGAAAUGGACGGUAUGGUAUCCAAUCAUGAAGUCAUUGUUUUGGCCUCAACUAAUAGAGCUGAAGUUUUGGACAAAGCUCUCUUACGACCUGGUAGAUUUGACAGACACAUCCUCAUUGAUCUCCCAAAUUUAAUCGAAAGAAAACAAAUCUUUGAAACACAUCUCAAAGGAAUUGUUUUGGAGCAAAAGCCACCAUUCUACUCUCAUAGACUAGCUUACUUGACUCCUGGUUUCAGUGGAGCUGAUAUCGCAAACGUGUGUAAUGAGGCCGCAUUGCACGCAGCUCGAGUAAAGAAGAAGAAGAUUGACGGAACUGAUCUAUUAUAUGCAGUUGACCGUGUAAUUGCGGGUAUAGAAAAACGCGACAAUACGAUCACACCAUCAGAGAAACUAGUAGUGGCCUAUCACGAAGCUGGCCAUGCACUGGUCGGUUGGUUAUUGGAACACACAGAUGCAUUACUCAAAGUAACUAUUGUACCUCGAACGAAUCGAGCACUUGGUUUUUCACAAUUCACCGUGAGUGAUCAGAAGUUAUAUACCAAGGAACAAUUGUUUGAAAGAAUGUGCAUGACUCUGGGUGGAAGGGUUGCAGAAAGUAUUACAUUUAAUAAAAUAACUACUGGAGCGCAAAAUGAUUUGGAAAAGAUUACGAAAAUUGCUUAUGCUCAGGUGCAACAGUAUGGCAUGGAUGAAGUUGUUGGUCCAUUGUCCUUCCAACCGGAACAAAUUGAUACGACAACCAGAAAACCAUACAGCAAGAAAUUAGCCAGCUUGAUGGAUCAAGAAGCCAGGAUAAUCAUUGCAAAAGUAUACAAGAAAACUGAGCAAUUGCUACUUGAAAACCAAGACAAAUUGAAACUGAUUGCAGAGGCACUCUUGAAAAAAGAAACACUCACGUACGAAGAAGUAGAGCAACUUAUUGGACCACCGCCAUUCGGAAAAAAGAAACUAAUUGAACCUGCUGAUUUUGAAAAUUCAACACCAAUACCUGAAUCACCAGAAUUGGGAACUCCUCCACCUCAGCCAGCACCAACAUAA